UCUUAUAGAACAACCAGUAGCCAUCAUUUUCAGUUUGACAAAGCCAUCAUUUUUUUAAGUCAGAGAAUGGGCCAAUAAAAUUGAUUGUUAUUAUGCUUUUCACUUUUUCCUCUCUGUCUUAUAUAUACACCCUUUGAGAUUUCACCCUUUCAACACCACAACUGUAAAGCUUUUUAAAUAAGUAUCUAAAAUGGCCAUGACCCUGAAGUCACUAGCAACUCCUUUGCUUCUGGUUGCUUUCAUUAUCCUCAUCUUACAGGUUGCUGCAGAGAAGUCAAUAUCUGAAGCUAAAGUUGAAUCUGCAAUCCUUCAAGAAUCAAUCGUCAAACAUGUCAAUGAGAAUGCCAAAGCUGGAUGGAAAGCUGCAUUCAACCCCCAAUUAUCGAAUUUCACGGUUUCCCAGUUUAAGCGUCUUCUUGGGGUUAAACCUGCAAGAGAAGGUGAUUUAGAGGGAAUUCCUAUUCUGACUCAUCCAAAACUUAAGGAGUUACCAGAAGAGUUUGAUGCACGAAAGGCUUGGCCUCAAUGCAGCACAAUUGGAAGAAUUCUCGAUCAGGGACAUUGCGGUUCUUGUUGGGCUUUUGGUGCUGUUGAGUCGCUGUCUGAUCGUUUCUGUAUCCAUUAUAACUUGAGUGUCUCUCUGUCUGUAAAUGAUGUCUUAGCGUGCUGUGGCUUUUUAUGCGGGAAUGGUUGUGAUGGUGGAUAUCCUAUAGCAGCAUGGAGAUACUUUAGACGUAGGGGAGUGGUUACAGUAGAGUGUGACCCUUACUUUGAUAAUGAGGGAUGUUCCCACCCUGGAUGCGAACCUGCAUAUCCCACGCCAAGGUGUCAUAGGAGGUGUGUCAAGGAGAACCUGUUAUGGAGGAAAUCAAAACAUUAUAGUGUCAAUGCAUACAGGAUCAGCCGUGAUCCCUACAGUAUCAUGGCAGAAAUUUACGAAAAUGGACCAGUUGAGGUCUCUUUUACUGUCUACCAGGAUUUUGCUCACUACAAGUCAGGAGUUUACAAGCAUAUAACAGGGAAAAGUAUGGGAGGCCAUGCCGUUAAGCUUAUCGGAUGGGGAACAAGUGAGCAGGGAGAGGAUUAUUGGCUCAUUGCUAAUUCUUGGAAUAGAGGCUGGGGUGAUGAUGGAUACUUCAAAAUCAGAAGAGGAACAAAUGAAUGUGGCAUUGAACAUGAUGUAGUUGCUGGAUUGCCUUCAGCAAGAAAUUUGAAUGUGGAACUUGAUGAUGCUUUCCUUAAUGCUUCAAUGUAAAUUGCCUACUAUUUCUUCAACAUAAUAGUAGCAAUAUAAUAUGACUUGUGAACUUGCAUAUUUAUCUCGUCAGUUUAAUCUGUAUAAUUCAUAAUUAAUACUACUUAUUCCAAUAUUCACUUUUCAGUA
This is a messenger RNA of Capsicum annuum, 1384 nucleotides long. RefSeq names its product cathepsin B-like protease 2. The transcript has 11 exons. Gene Ontology annotation, biological process: regulation of catalytic activity. Bases 191 to 1255 code for a protein of 354 amino acids. Gene Ontology annotation, cellular component: lysosome. Lineage: Eukaryota; Viridiplantae; Streptophyta; Magnoliopsida; Solanales; Solanaceae. The record is from RefSeq and is a predicted model, not a curated record. Gene Ontology annotation, molecular function: cysteine-type endopeptidase activity.